CCGGAGUAAGCCGGUUCCAGUUUUGGAGGUGCGGCCAUCUUUGCGGCGGGAAUAAGUCUCUGGCCUUUAGAAUUUUGUAGCGUGGGCUGGGCGGAGUCUGAAUUUCUGACGGAUAGCGAUUAUCAUUUAAAUUUCGUUAGUAACGUCCAUUCUGAGUUCAAUCUUCAAAUCCAUCUUGUAAAUUUAAAGUUUCAUUCUAGCUGCUGUGAUGGCCGACAGAGAGGAUAAUGUCUAUAAAGCUAAAUUGGCGGAGCAGGCCGAAAGAUACGAUGAAAUGGUUGAGGCUAUGAAAAAGGUGGCUUCUUUAGACCUUGAGUUGACAGUUGAAGAGAGGAAUUUGCUUUCUGUAGCUUACAAGAAUGUGAUAGGGGCUAGGAGAGCAUCAUGGAGGAUUAUUAGCAGCAUCGAACAAAAGGAAGAAAAUAAAGGUGCUGAGGGCAAACUUGAAAUGAUCAAACAGUAUCGACUUCAAGUUGAAACUGAAUUAAAAGAAAUCUGCCAAGAUAUUCUUGAUGUUCUUGAUAAACACCUCAUACCCACUGCUUCAACUGGAGAAUCUAAAGUAUUUUAUUAUAAAAUGAAAGGCGAUUAUCACAGAUAUUUGGCUGAAUUCGCCACAGGUAAUGACAGGAAGGAAGCUGCUGAAAAUAGUUUAGUUGCUUACAAAGCCGCCAGUGACAUUGCCAUGACAGAAUUGCCUCCUACACAUCCAAUCAGGUUGGGCCUUGCUCUGAACUUCUCAGUGUUCUACUUUGAGAUUCUGAAUGCCCCAGAUCGUGCUUGUCGUCUAGCCAAGGCUGCCUUUGACGAUGCCAUUGCAGAGUUGGAUACCCUGAGUGAGGAGAGUUACAAGGACUCUACUCUUAUCAUGCAGCUGCUCAGGGAUAACCUCACUUUAUGGACAUCGGACAUGCAGCAUGAUGGUGAAGGUGGUGAGCAGAAAGAAACUGCCCCAGAAGCUGAAGACCAGGAUGUCUCUUAAAAGCACGUGAUAUUUUAAAUGUCUCCAAUAAUUCUCGAAGAGAAACUUGUGAGAAAGACUGUAUUCGCAUUGGUUGCCCUGUAGAGUUUUCCUUUGCUCAUCUUGUGAAUACCCUGUUUCAUUUUUAUCUUAUUAGGAGCCUAGCUAUUAUCCAUUUUUAUAUUACCUAUUCUGCAGUUUGGAGCAAAUUCCCUUUUUAAAAUCGGGUUAUUUUUGUCUUUUGGGAAAGAAAAAAAAAAUUAUAAUCACUUCUCUUUAUAUAAUUAAAUCGCAUCUUAUUAAAAUUAUAAAAAUGCAUGCUGGAUUAUCUAAUUGCAGCUCCAAACUGGCAUCAAUCUGGUUAAAACCAACUACGCAUUUGAAUUUGAAUGAUACUGUAUUGAAAUAAGUGUAGUUUGUAAAUGAAUCUCUGUAGCUUAAUCUUUAAUUUUCUUUUGUACUAGACUAUUUGGAUAUAUCCCCGAAAUGUGCAUAAAUGUAGAAUACUGCAUGCAUCAAAUCAUCGUUAGGCUGAAAUCUUAGUUUUAAUAAAAAGAGAAUUGUUUUCAGUAAAUGGACUGAUGGCUGUUGAUUAGAGGCUUGAUAAGUUUAAUCUCCCUCCAUUCCAUGUUUUUUCUUCAUAUCAUGCGAAAUACGAUCAAUUUAGCAAAUUUGUAUAAUAAAAAUGACCUUUUUUAUUCUCUGCAAUUGCUAUCAUUCCAUGAUUCUCUUGUGUAAUAUCUUCUGUUGUGUAAAUUUUUUAGUGCUGGCUUUUUUAAGUAAAGUUUAAAACAUUGUGUAAAAUAUUUUUUACAAAAUUUUUUUAUUUAUUUCGCAAGAUAUUGAACUUUUUAGAUCACUUCUUUGUACUUGCGUGUUCAAAUCAUAUGGGGAUAAUUGAAUGUCCCUGUCUACCCUUCACUGUAAAAACUAACUUUUGUUCCAUCCAUCAGAUAGAAAAUUGAAUAAAAUUUGUUUCUAUUUUCAUUUUUGGCAUCUUUUAAUCCUUUUACUUACAGAGCUUUUUGGUCACAGUACCCCAGCUUGUAUAAAUGUAUUUAUUACUAUCAAUAUAAGUUGUCUCUUUUUAUGUGUGCUUUACUUUUUGGGAAUAAUCUCUUCCUUUUAUAUCUGGGGGGAAAACUAGCCUUUGUUUUGUCUUAUCUGCUCCUCCAUGGCCCCUCUGGUCACUUUAGGGCUAACUUUAGAUGGGUUUCAUCGAUUUCUAACAUUGAUGCACUGUAGUAUAUAUAUAAGUAUGUGCCGUGUAUCUGUCUUUAACAAAUAAAAGCUGUCUUCUGUAGUCAUUCUUUGUAUAUUUGUGCAUUAUUUGAAAGCUUACAUUUAUAUAUUUAAAAAUUAAUUUUGAAAUUUUUGCAUUGAAUGGCAGAUUAUUUUGAACAUUGUGACUGAUGUAAUAAAAAAUAAAUAAACUGGAGACCUGAA
Messenger RNA from Argiope bruennichi, 2407 nucleotides. RefSeq names its product 14-3-3 protein epsilon-like. The record is from RefSeq and is a predicted model, not a curated record. The transcript has 6 exons. Gene Ontology annotation, cellular component: cytoplasm. Gene Ontology annotation, biological process: signal transduction. The coding region runs from base 209 to 982 and encodes 257 amino acids. NCBI's taxonomy places the organism in Eukaryota, Metazoa, Arthropoda, Arachnida, Araneae, Araneidae.